UAGUGUCACUGUUACUAGCACUCCACAGCCACUGCUGAAAUAAGGUAAGAGGAGAGGAGUGCCACCAGUAUCGCCACUAACACCAUCACCAUACGAUUGAAUUCACAGUAGCUUCAAGCACGAUAGAGAUGCAGUGCGCAAUAAAGAAUGAUGUUACUGAACUAAUUGGAAAUACUCCCAUGGUUUAUCUAAACAAAGUUGUGGAUGGUUGUGUAGCGCGCAUUGCUGCCAAGUUGGAAUCAAUGGAACCCUGCUCAAGUGUCAAAGACAGGAUAGCGUUAAGUAUGAUCAAUGAUGCUGAGGACAAGGGUUUGAUUAAACCAGGGAAGACUGUCCUUGUUGAGACUACUAGUGGAAACACUGGAAUUGGGUUGGCGUUCAUCGCAGCCCUUAAAGGUUACAGGCUAAUCUUAGCAAUGCCGGCAUCGAUGAGCCUUGAGAGAAGAAUCGUGCUCCGCGCUUUAGGAGCUGAGCUGCAUCUCACAGAUCCUGAUAAGGGCUUUAAGGGUAGUCUUCAAAAGGCCGAGGAACUGAUGAGGGAGACACCUGAUGCUUUUAUGCCUCACCAAUUUGAAAAUCCUGCAAACCCAAAGAUUCACUAUGAUACCACUGGCCCUGAGAUAUGGAGAGAUUUUGGAGGGAAAGUUGAUGCCCUUGUAGCAGGUAUAGGAACUGGGGGUACAAUAACAGGUGCAGGGAAAUUCCUCAAAGAGAGAAACCCGGAUAUGAAGGUAUAUGGAGUGGAACCAGUGGAAAGUGCAGUCUUGAGUGGUGGACAGCCAGGAAAGCAUAUGAUUCAGGGAAUUGGUGCUGGCAUAAUUCCUGCUGUGCUGGAUGUGAAUCUGCUUGAUGAAAUUAUUCAGGUAUCAAGUGAGGAAGCUAUAGAGACUGCUAAGCAGUUAGCCCUGAAAGAAGGUUUGCUGGUAGGGAUUUCGUCCGGAGCAGCGGCAGCUGCUGCAAUAAAAUUGGCAAAGAGACCAGAAAAUACUGGGAAACUCUUUGUUGUGGUGUUCCCUAGUUCUGGAGAGCGUUACCUAUCGUCACCCUUGUUUGAAUCCAUUAGGCAUGAGGCUGAACAGAUGACAUUUGAUUAGGGAACUGUCACUGCCACUGGUGAAAUUAUACUAAAAAAGUAAUGCCUGUUGAAAUUAUUCUUUUCUCUCAUUCAUGCUUUGCUACCAUUAAAUAUAAAUUGAAUGCUAUUACACUUGUUCUAGCCUAUUAGAGACAAAUCAUGCCAAACUGAAGUGCAGGGUAUCCUGAAAAGGAAUGUGCUCUUUCUUUGUAUUGGCUAUGGGAAAGAUGUUGGAAUCUUGAAGAAUAUCCAUUUGAGAAUUCCUUUGGAGGAGGACCCUCUUUGUAUUCAUUCAUCUGCUAGGCUGC
Molecule: messenger RNA, 1383 nt
Organism: Lotus japonicus
Lineage: Eukaryota; Viridiplantae; Streptophyta; Magnoliopsida; Fabales; Fabaceae
Product: cysteine synthase-like
Exons: 10
Coding region: 129-1094 (321 amino acids)
Cellular component (GO): cytoplasm
Molecular function (GO): cysteine synthase activity
Source: RefSeq, a predicted model, not a curated record